AUGCGAAGGGGGGGAAAGCAAUGUGAUCGACCUGGCCGCCUCCCAUGGCCAUACGGGUUGUGUCUUAUAUGCGCUAUUCGACGCACAGAGGGUGGCCCGUGGAGGGGAGGGGAGCGGACCCCUCGCCAGCCCCGCUGCUGCUUUGGAGCAGGGCAAACCCAGACGGCUCGUCGCCGGGUCCGCACACAGGGAGGCGUUUCAGAGGGGCUGGGAGCGUGUUUCCAGGGUAAGUUGUUGCUGCUCCUGGGUCCUAAUUGGAGGUGGGGGGUGCGGGUGUGAGUCUAAGUGAGAAGUUGGGGGCAAUGUUCGAGGAAUAAUAAGCAGCUUUGUUAAAUCCUGCAGGGAACUUCAGAAAUGACAGAGUGGCUGUUGUUGUUAGGUGUUUUUUUUCCAAGGGAAAAGGGGUUGGGUGUCUCUGCAGCCAGGGAGGUAGAACCAAUAUAAUGGAGCCCUGUGUCCUCUGAGGGGGGGCGGGUUGAAGCACCAGCUUGCAGAAGCAGUUUCCACGCACAUAUACGGUUUCUCUCUCUUUUCUCUCUCUUUCUCUCCCCUUUGACUAAAGGACUACACAUGUAGCUCAGUUGGUACAGCGUGAGGCUCUUAAUCUGAGGGCCGUGGGUUCGAGCCCCACAUUGCAGGGGGGUUGGACUCUCGGUGGUCCUCAUGGUCCCUUCCGGCCCUGUCAAAUAUGGGAGUAUUUUCUGACUAGCUCCAGACACCUCCCCCCCUCAAAAAAAGAAGAAGGAAUAAACACGGGGUUGGGGUAGCAUAAAAGACCCGUCUUUUUGUGCAUCCUUCAGGAGGGAAUUCUCCAUCCCUCUAUCCCCACCCCAUCAGAAGACAACAUGAGGUAACCAUCUGUCCAAAAAGGAAUUGAGUCCAGGGUUACGACGAUUGCGUUCCUCAGUGACUGUUCACCGGAAAGGGAGAAAACUUGUUUCAGUAGCUCGUGGCUCCCACCACCCCUAAAAAAUAAAAAAAACCCCACGCCUGUCAUAACCGAUGGGGGGUGCGCGUGGGGGCCAGAGAGGAGCCGAGGUGUGUUGUGGCACCGCCUCCCAUUUGCUCCUCGUCGGAUCUCAGACAGAAAGUGCUGAGUGGGGCAGCCAGGGAAGCUGCCUCGUCACUGUUAGGGAGAGUGGGGUUCCCCCCCCUCCUCUCUCUUUGCCCUCUGCAGCCGGGGUGGUGGGGUCGGAUCCCUUCCCUUGCUGCCUGGCCUUUGCUUUGGGAAACCGACGUAGCAGAGGUGGGGGCUUGGGGAGGACGGAGAGAGAUAAUUGCCAAAGUGAUUUCCGGCUCGAGCUAAACAAACUCCCGAGGUUUCCAACCCCGAUCCAUAUUUGGUGAAAGUCUUGAGGAGUGUCGUCAUCCGCUAGCCACCCCCCACCCCGCAGGAGGACGACGAUGAUGUAGCCGAAAGGGUAGGCGUAAGGCGCGUCCGGCUCUCCUUUUAGCAAGGCGAGCUCAUUUGGGGUCGUUGACCCUGCAGCGUUCCAGAGAUCCGGAUCACUCGGGAAUCUCUGGGCACGUGUCCCGAGCCUUUCCUAGAGAGGGGUUUUUCCUCCCUUCCGCGCCGUCGAAGAUCCUCCCCGCGCAGCUCUGCGUGCGCUCUGCCUCGCUUUGCUAAGCCAGCAGCAAACCGGGUUAAGGACUUGGUACCUCGGGGUCCUUCCUGCAAGGGACAUAGGAACCAACUCCUAGAGGAGGAGGUCCUUUUGCCUCACUCACCCCACCCAAUAAAAUAUUCAAAGGGUGGGGCAAAGUUAACAGGCACUGCCAUUCAAAUGGGGUGUGUGUGCCGCUUCAUGUGAUCAAUUAAUGUGGAGGGUGGAUUACCUGAGGCCUCCCCCCCCCCGAAUAUUUUAUUCAAGUUGGCAUCCCUGGCAGGAGAUGCUUGAGGUGGGGGGAGAGGGAGAGAUGAGCCAUGCAGGCAACUUUAGCUGGAUUUGGCAGUCCUUACUGGCCAGAGGUGGGUGGUAGGAGUGUGGUGGUUUAACUUCCUUUCUUAAGGUUAAGUUAAAAGGCACAGAUUCUAAAAUUGCCAGACUGGCUUCACAUGCGACCAAGAGGAAGCGCAUGGGAGCGUCGCUAUAGAUAAGGUCACUGGCCAAGCGGUGGCCAACCUGAGAGGUGCAUCUGAGAAAGCCUUGCAAUAUUACGGAGGGUGCUAAGGCCUGUUUCUAGGGCCGUACACCACUGCAGAGAAUCCGAGAGUAGGCCCCAGUAUUUUCUCUGUGGCGCUUUGGUGCACCGCUCUUAGAUCAUUUGGUUGCCAGCACAAUCUAUUUGUUGGCUCUGUUCAAGCCAUAGAGCAGCACUUCCCAAGCCUUUUACUGAAGUCUAGCCUAAGACAUUUACCUGCACGUCCUAUUCAUUUGCUUAAGAACUGGAAAGCUGCAUUCCCGGAAGCCGGUGCAGUCCUAUGUGCGCAUGGGUCCUUUCGCCCACAUCUAGCCCGGCACUUUACCCUCAGUGUUUCCUGUGGAUGCUCUUUUGCCAUGUCUGCACCAUCCAUUUCCCCUGGAGUAUUCUGGGAACUGUGGGUUGUUGUGGGUGCUUGGAAUUGUAGCACUGUUAACUCGUUUCAUAUUGUCUCCUGUGAGCAUCUGUUGCAAGACUGUGUCAAGGUCACUGUAACUGCAGAAAUGACUGCAUGGUGCACCGAGGCAUAGACCCUCUAGUGCUGUGAAAAAAUGUCCCUAGGUCCUUAUUAACUACAGGAAAUACAGGCCUUUUUGUAAUAAAAGUUGGUAUCUGGCUUUGGUUUGAUGGCCCCCAGUUGCAAAACCCACAUGUGCCUGGAUACAGCUUGUUGGUUCAGUAGCUAAUCUUAAUGAUUAGUUAGUAUUAGGGUGGGAGCAAUCUAGUUCUGUUAUUUUCUAUUCUGUACCUGACUUCCUAAAAUUAUCUCUACACUGCUGGCCCUUUUUCAAUUGCCCUUUCUUGGUCCUGGGUUUAUAACCUCCUUAAUGAAGCAUUGCAUUUUUGCUGCUGUGGCUUCUUGGAGUAAACUUGGCUCUGAAUCUGGAUGCUUGGCUCCAUGCGACUGGAUAAAGUGUGUGGGCUUGAGGCUCAAAAGACAAUGAAUGGGACUGUUUGGCUCCUGUUUUUGUGAAUCCCAAGGAUGUCAAGAUAAGAGCCUGAGUUUCCCCUGGCUCAGCUUGGGGAGCUGCAGGUUUGAUGGCCAUAUUACCUGGCAGGGUUGGUAUUCACCCUAGUCAAUGAUCAUUCAAGCAUCCCUCACACCAAAGGAACUCCUGGGAGCUCCAGGUCUAAGGGCACCCUUCCCGGAGAAUCCUUUACAUGGCAGCAGGAUGGGAUGAGAGCGAAAGGAAAGACGAGAUAAAACUGAUAAAGCUCACCUUACCAAACCUAUUCCCACAUAUUUUCUUCCCCUAAGGGAGCUCAUAAUUUCUUUCCCUCUUGGUUUGCCCCCUGGCUCUGUCCCAGUAAAUGUGAUAUUAAACCCACACACUUCACAUGGUCCCAUUGGAAGCCUCUAAAGCAGGGGCGAAUCCAUGCUAUUUUACAGUCCUGAGCUGAAUUUUAAGGAGUUGAAUCCCGCAGCUACGUGAAUGACUUUUGAAUUCAGAUUUCCCUGUGAGCAUUUCUCAGAUGCUUUUCUGUUGCAGUCUUUUCUGCAGUCUGUACCUUAGAGAAUGAAUCUGCUUCUCUCUAGACACAUUAGGGUAGCAUAUAUGUAUAUAUAUUUUCCUUCAAGAUUGCUGAUUGCCGUUAUGUCGUUAAGGGGGUUUGUCCCACAGAGAGAAAGAGUGUAAAAGAAGAUUGGAAUGAUUCUGUUUGUUUCUAAAUGAAAGCCAUACAAUUCCUCCCAGACAGGAGUCAAUGUUGAACACAAUCAAUUGCAUUCUGUUUUGAUCUGAACAUUUCUGCCCGAGGAAAAGCCUUGCAUUCGUGUAUUGUAAGCAUAUGCCAGGGCUUCUAUAGCAGUGGUUCCUAAGGCGAUUCAGCUGCAACUACAGGUGCUGCCACAGGCCAUGCAUGGUGAAUUCAGGACCAGCCUUUCAAUAUUCUCUUUGAUCAAUGGAGCAAAUAGUGCUCCGCUGAAUUGUGUAGAGGAGAGGGGCAGGAUCUGCAAUUGUAGGAACCAAUCAGUUGGAGGGGUGGCUUUUCUUCUCUUCCACAUCCCAGGCCUUGUUAUCCUGAGGCAGUGGGCGAUCUCCAUCAACGUUUCUUCUUCCUCAGUCCUUCACCCAUCUAUUCCUACAUUUAUCUCCCAUGAGCCCAGUCACUUCUUGCCUCUGCUUCUCCUCCUCCAUCCCAUAGUAUAGGGAUGACUAACCUGUGGCCCUCCAGAUCCUGCUAGACCAGAGUUUGCCAAACUUGGCCCUCCAGCUGUUUUUGGACUACAACUCCCAUCAUCCCUAGCUAGCAGGACCAGUGGUCAGGGAUGCUGGGAAUAGUAGUCCCAAAACAGCUGGAGGGCCAAGUUUGGGAAACCCUGUGCUAGACUCUAGCCCCCAUCAGCCCCAGUCAGCAUCACCAAUGAUGGGAGUUGCAAUCUACUACCAAUUGACGGUCCACAGAUUAACUGUACACUUCUUGGGAACAGACUUUAAAUAGAUUUCAGAAGUUCAACACAGAACAUCUUUGCUCCUAUAGCAUGAAGGUGACUUUGCCCCUUCACACACACCCCUCUUCCCCAAAUAAUAAUUCAUAAUUCUCGUCAUGGAAGGAAAUCCUAAUGUUUGGCUUGCUAGCACCAGUUGCAUGCCUGGUUUAUGAUGCUUUGGCUGGAGGUGGAAACCAGAAUUCCAGCCGGUCUUCUUGGUCAGCCAGGGCUCAUGAGGCAGUGUUGUGUGCUGUGGGUUUCUGCCGUGCUGCACUGACUUCCUGGAGUAGCUUGCAAAGACAUGACAACAUCAGCAGCAGGAGCUGACUACAGACCACAGCAUAAACACAGCAAUAUGGCACGUGGACUUCAGAAACUAUCAGAUAAAGUUGCCCCUUCCUUGACAUGCCAGGAAUUGAAGCUUCCAGGCUACAAUGGGAGAGAGCAGAACUUGACCCUAUUGUGCCCUACUGGCUCGUCUGAGUUUCCUGUGUUCAUUUAAGGACAGUAACUCAACCAAGGAGCAUCUAUUGGGGCCAAGGUUUCAUUCUGCAUGAAUGCCCUGAAAAUAUAUAUUGAGAAUGGAGAUGGAUGGCAGUCAUGUCCAAAGGCUGUCUAAAUGUUCUCUUAGGAAAGCUUUUGCUCAAUGGAAACACCUUUUGUGGUGUUCUUAAUGUUUCCAGAUUCGAGUUUCUCCUUCCUAUGUCUUUCAUUCUUCUCCUUUUCUCCACUUUUGGUUUCUUCCCUCAGCCCUACACUUUUCUGCAUUUAAUGUUUGCGCUUACCUUCGAAUGGGCCUCUCCUGCUGCCUUUGCCAGACCACUGGUUCCUGCAGCCCUAAAUCAUCCCUUCAGUAGUAAAUGUCUUGGUUCCGUGACUCACAAGGGAGGUGAAAAGCUGUGGAGGGGGCCAGCUAAACAUGGAAAUGCAUAGAGAAGACAGCGGAACUGAAGUAUGACCUCAGUGUUUAAUGUUCGAGUGGUUUCAGGUUUUUGCUUCCUUGGUUUGCACAAAGUUAACGCAGUAUUCUUCAGGAACAAAUAGACAAGUCUACAUUCCUUGUGCAACAACUAUAUAAACAAGGCCUGCUAAGAACAGGUUCUGGGUGCUUUUUCAGUCCUUGGGAAUAAAGAUGUUCUUUCAUUCCUGUGCCUCUCCUUUCUUCUUCUGCUGUAUCUUUGCAGAUCUCAUGGUUCAUCUUACCUGCAGAGCCUUUUGGAACUUCCUGUCUCAUUUGCUUAUUUUUCUUCAGGGAAUUAAAGAGAGGGGGGUGGAAAUCUAGCAGUUACCCUGGCGUUAUUCAGAAUUGGGGGUUCAGGACUGAAGGUGGAUGUUGAAAAAUGUUUCAUUUCAAAUAGAAGAGGUGCAGGGGCUUGAGCAGGAAAAGCUAUGUUGCUUUUCCUAGAAGAAGCCCCAUCCCCUAAUGUGGUUGUGGUUACUUAGUGGUGAGGAAAAGGUCCUUGGUACUUGUUCAACAAUACUCACUUUUUAUUGUAACCAGUGCGGAUGGUGCUGGCAUUUCAAACCACUUCAGAGGCCAAGCCAAGCCCUAAUCAGCCCUGAACCAUAUAUUGGAAGUGAAGAAAAUAUGUACUAAAUUGUGCAACUUUUUUCCAAUAAUGUGGAAUCCAAAUAAAAAUAAAGGCAGAUUUCUAAGAGCCAGAACAGACAAAACGUUUUCAUGUGGUGGUGAAAACAUUUAUGUGUGGCGGUGAAAAAAAACCUCAUGAAAUCUUUAUGCUGUUUUUCAUCUGAACAGGAGAAGGCUAUUGUGACUGA
Podarcis lilfordi (Lilford's wall lizard) is the source of this 6352-nucleotide messenger RNA. The record is from the annotation of a GenBank genome assembly. NCBI's taxonomy places the organism in Eukaryota, Metazoa, Chordata, Lepidosauria, Squamata, Lacertidae.